AUGGUGCACCUUGCCCGCAUUCCCACCGACUUCGACACCUCGAGGCCCCUCGUCGAAGGCCUCGAGAAGAUCAAGCUCGAGGAGUACAUCGAGCCCGACACCAUCACCGCGUCCGUCUAUGGCUCCCGCUUCGCCGUCGAGGACAUCCCCAGGCUCGAGAUGCCCGAGCGGGAGAUGCCCAAGGAAAUUGCCUACCGCCUGAUCAAGGAUGACUUGUCCCUCGAUGGCACCCCCACCCUCAACCUGGCCUCGUUCGUCACCACCUACAUGGAGGAGGAGGCUGAGAAGCUCAUGACCGAGUGCUUCGCCAAGAACUUCAUCGACUACGAGGAGUACCCUGUCUCGGCUGACAUCCAGAACCGCUGCGUGUCCAUGAUCGCCCGCCUGUUCAACAUCCCCUCGCACGAUGAGAACACCAAUGCUAUGGGCACCAGCACCAUUGGCUCCUCCGAGGCCAUCAUGCUCGCUGUGCUGGCCAUGAAGAAGCGCUGGGUCAACCAGCGCAAGGCCGAGGGCAAGCCCUACGACAAGCCCAACAUUGUCAUGAACUCGGCCGUUCAGGUGUGCUGGGAGAAGGCAGCCCGCUACUUCGACGUCGAGGAGAAGUACGUCUACUGCACCAAGGACCGCUACGUCAUCGAUCCGGUCGAAGCCAUCAACCUCUGCGACGAGAACACGAUUGGCAUCUGUGCCAUUCUCGGCACCACCUACACCGGCGAGUACGAGGAUAUCAAGGAGAUCAAUGACCUGCUUGAGGAGAACGACAUGGACGUCCCCAUCCACGUCGACGCCGCCAGCGGUGGCUUCGUCGCACCCUUCGUCAACCCUGACUUGGUUUGGGACUUCCGCUUGCCCAAGGUUGUCAGCAUCAACGUUUCCGGCCACAAGUACGGCCUUGUCUACCCCGGCGUUGGCUGGGUUGUCUGGCGUGACCCCGAGUACCUGCCCAAGGAGCUGAUCUUCAACAUCAACUACCUCGGUGCUGACCAAGCUUCUUUCACCCUCAACUUCUCACGUGGAGCUUCUCAGAUCAUUGGCCAGUACUACCAGAUGAUCAGGCUGGGCAAGCAUGGUUACAGGUCCAUCAUGAACAAUCUCACCCGCACGGCCGACUACCUUGCACUCAACCUCAAGGCGCUGGGUUUCAUCAUCAUGUCUCAAAGCGGCGGAAAGGGGCUUCCGCUGGUGGCUUGCCGCCUUGACCCUGAGCAAGGAAAGCAGUACGACGAGUUCGCUGUCGCGCACCAGCUCCGCGAGCGCGGUUGGGUUGUUCCGGCGUACACGAUGGCGCCCCACAGCGAGGGGCUCAAAAUGAUGCGUGUGGUGGUCCGCGAGGACUUCUCGCGCAGCCGUUGUGAUGCCUUGAUCACGGACUUCAAGCUGGCUCUGCAGGUGUUGGACAAGAUGGAUGCGAAGAGACUCAAGGAGCACAAGGAGCACGUGAAGCAGCACACGACCAAGCUGGCUCGCCGGUGGACGCUGACUAACACGCACUACACGGACGAGGAUCAUUCGCUGCAGGGCAAGACGGGCAAGACCCAUGCUGUGUGCUAA
Messenger RNA from Lasiodiplodia theobromae, 1554 nucleotides. Its product is annotated as Glutamate decarboxylase. NCBI's taxonomy places the organism in Eukaryota, Fungi, Ascomycota, Dothideomycetes, Botryosphaeriales, Botryosphaeriaceae. Gene Ontology annotation, biological process: L-glutamate catabolic process. The transcript is spliced from 4 exons. Gene Ontology annotation, cellular component: cytosol. The record is from RefSeq and is a predicted model, not a curated record. Bases 1 to 1554 code for a protein of 517 amino acids. Gene Ontology annotation, molecular function: pyridoxal phosphate binding; glutamate decarboxylase activity.